Kalmanozyma brasiliensis GHG001 is the source of this 2304-nucleotide messenger RNA. RefSeq names its product Multicopper oxidase, type 1. The record is from RefSeq and is a predicted model, not a curated record. Bases 1 to 2304 code for a protein of 767 amino acids. The transcript has a single exon. Lineage: Eukaryota; Fungi; Basidiomycota; Ustilaginomycetes; Ustilaginales. Gene Ontology annotation, molecular function: oxidoreductase activity; copper ion binding.
AUGCAUCUCCACCGCGUGCAUCUCUGGCUCGCGGCCCUCCUCCCACUCCUCUCCCUCCUCCUCACCACCGUCUCUGCCCUCCCCAACACCCUCUCCGCACGCACUCCCGCCCCCUCCCGUCCAGCCCCACGUCGUCGCGUCACCGUCCGCCACUACACCCUCACCAUCACCUCCACCACCCUCUGGCAGCAAUGCGACCCAUUCGGACCCACCACUGUGAUCAACUCGACCUUUCCUGGUCCCCAGCUCCGCGCUCGCGUGGGGGAAAUCCUUCAGGUCCGCGUCAUUAACAACCUCCCAACGAGCGCGUAUGACGGGGGGAAUUUGACGAUGCACUUCCACGGCCUGGCGAUGCACAUGCACCCCGUGAUGGAUGGGACGACUAUGAUCAGCCAAUGGCCGAUUACGCCGGGAAAUUUCUUCGACUAUCGAAUCCCGCUCACUGCCGAAGACAAGGGGACGUACUUCUACCACUCCCACGUAGGCGUCCAAGCGAUGAGUGCGUAUGGUGCGCUCGUGGUUGAGGAUCCGGAAGAUCGCGAUGUGUGGGACCCCUCUCAGGCAACGAGCAUGUCGCAAAACGACCCGAAGAGUGUCGAGUACAUUCACGUGGAUGGCACUGCUGGUUUGGCGAGAGAGGCUAAGAGUGGAAGGAGCAGCCCGUACAAGUGGGAUGCCGAUCGCGUGCUCGCGGUUGGCGACUGGUUCAGCUACUCCUCGACGAGUCUCGUCCAAAAGCAGCUCGGCGGCGACCCUUUCGUCUGGCCAGGCUCCGCAUCCAAGCUGCUGCUCAACGGAAAAUCCACCCCACCCGCAAGCCCGGCGGGGUGCAACCAGACCAAGGCGACCAUUACGGGAGUGGCGUGCACCGCCGCACCCCCCAACUGCGCCGCGACAGCUCAGGAAUAUCCAACCAUCCAGAUGGAUUAUGAAAAGACGUACAGGUUGCGCAGCAUCGGUGCGACCGCACUCAUGUACGUCUCCCUUGGCAUCCUCACCCCCACCACCACGCCGUACGCUAGCGCAAACGCAACCAGCACCACGCCUUCCUCGGCGGUUUCGCUCGAAAAGCUCUCGCUGAUCGAAGCGGACGGCUCCUACCUCGACGCACUCGAUGUGGAUCGGUUCGAGCUCGCUGCGGGUCAACGCUACAGUGUGCUGUUCCGCUCUCGCUCCCGCAAGCAGGUAGAGAGAGAUAACGUGGGAGGAGUCUACUGGAUGCGAGCCGAAUCCCGCUGGCGUGCGGGACCGAGUAUGUGGAUCAAGAUCGUCUAUCCUUCCGCGACGCCCUCCACCAUCUCUGCCGCGACGCCACCCGUGAAGCUCUUCGACGGUCAAAAGGACCUCUCCCUCUUGCCAGCCGAGACCUUUGGGUGGGUAGGGUCCGCCAUGGCGCCCCUGUCGAAACGUGGCGGACCGGAGUGGUGGUACGCCUCCCCCAUGCCAAGAGACGACCAGGUGACGCGCACCGUGGUGAUCGACACUCAACAGGUUCGUUUCUUGCCUAGCACCAAGGGGAUCAAGUGGGAUCAGAAUGGACAGCCGUUCAACGAGAACCAGCCUAGUGAGGUUCCUUACCUCGUCAAGACGUUCUUGGGCGAUAUCGCUUUCCCCAACGCUAGCCAAUUUGCGUCGGCCAUGUAUAAUCAGGCGAACUAUACAUACAACCCCUCCACCACGGCACCUCGCGUCGCCGGCGCCGGUCCAUCGGUGGACCUCAUCUCGAGCGCGGCUGGCGAGGCGGACGCAGCAAACACACGCCACUGGGCGCAAGGCUACAGUGGCGAAUUGAACAUGUACUUUGCCCGCGCGGGAGAGGUGAUCGACAUCGUACUCGUCAACAAACCUUCCUUGCUCAGCAGCAGCGUCGAGAUCCACCCUUGGCACAUGCACUCGCACAAGCACUUUACGCGGACUGUCCAACCGGGCACAUUCUCCUUCUCCCGCCUCUCCUCUCUGUAUUCCAGUGGGAAUGGCGGUUACGAGCGCCCGAUUCAACGCGAUACCUCCGUAGCAUACGCCUCCCCCGGUGCGGCGUAUCUGAAUCAAACCCUCCCCAACCCGGCGGAGGACGACGGUGGAUUCACCGUGCUCCGCUACAAAGUGGACGCCAAAAACGCAGGCGUGUUCCUACUGCAUUGUCAUAUCACGUUCCAUCUGGAAAUGGGCAUGGCGACAGUGUGGACCAUCGCACCGGACGAGCUGGCCGAUCGAAACGGGAUUUACUGGCCCAAGAACGGGAGUGUCGAGGGACUCAGCAAUGGCUGGAGUCAGUUUGGAAGCAGUGUCAAUGCUGUUCUCUGA